Molecule: messenger RNA, 1249 nt
Organism: Saccostrea cuccullata (small rock oyster)
Lineage: Eukaryota; Metazoa; Mollusca; Bivalvia; Ostreida; Ostreidae
Exons: 2
Coding region: 37-1017 (326 amino acids)
Biological process (GO): protein polyubiquitination; negative regulation of translation; proteasome-mediated ubiquitin-dependent protein catabolic process
Molecular function (GO): ubiquitin protein ligase activity; translation repressor activity
Source: RefSeq, a predicted model, not a curated record
GCCAAACUCAGAUUGAUGACAAAGAGAAAAUGAAUUAUGGCCAAAAUGAUGUCCAAACUAGUGCUACAGAAAUCUCUUAGAGUGACAGGAGUUAGGCGUUGCCGUCACAUUUCCCAUGUGACUCCAGACCUCGUCUGGAUCAGCGAUGUUGAUAACAAUCUCGUUUUGACAAACAAUGUAGGUGACGAUCUUCAUCAUUUGACAGAUAUAGCUAGUGCUCAAUAUGGAAUACACACUGUGAAUAAGGAUAAGUGUUUAAUUUAUAUAGACAGUACGGGUAACAUCUUGAAACUGUCAACAGACAAUACAACAAAGAGUAUAUUAAUAAAGUACGCGGAACCUUGGAGACCACGGUGUAUCUACAGCUCCCCUUCCACUGGUGACCUGCUGGUCGGGAUGGUUAAUACUGAUAAUCAGGGAGAAGGCAAGGUAGUCCUGUAUAAUUCAACUGGAGAACAAAUUCAUACCAUUCAGCACGACAAUUCAGGUGGGAGAAUUUACAGUGAACCAAAAUACAUAACAGAAAACCAAAAUGGAGAUAUUAUUGUGUCUGAUUGGCUCCUUAAUGCUGUAGUGGUAACAGAACAUGGAGGAAGACACCGCUUUUCUUAUACAGGACCUCCAGAAGAAAGCCAUGACCUCAACAAAGUGGGACCAUCAGAAUCAAAAAUGUGGCCACUGGCAAUUUGUACUGAUGAACUAUCACAUAUAAUAAUUUGUGAUCCUUUUAACACAAGGAUACAUUUGAUUGACAAGAACGGUCACUUCCUGUUAUUUAUAUUGACAAAAGAACGAACAAAUAUAGGAGAACUAUUUAUGAAAGGAGGACUAAAAACAGAAGAAGUAUACAUUCCACAGAGCCUGGGUUAUGAUGAAAAAACUAACCUUCUAUGGGUUGGAUUAGCAAACAGCAACAUGGUAGAGAUAUACAAAUAUACAGCAAAGGAGUAUAGGACAGAAGUUGCUGAUUCCACUGAUGACACCAUGCAUGUUUCUCCCAGCCCCCAAAACUGCUGAAACAGAAAGUGAUCCAACACUUCUGCAAGAGAGUUUUUCCAAACCAUUUAUAGGUCACGUGCGCUGAAAACUAAAAUGAAACUUUCUGAGCCCUUUUUCCCAUUUGUCUGUCUGACUGUAUGCUUCUCGUUAACCCCUGCGAUAGUUUAAAACAAACACUUAGCACAAAAUAGCCUUGUACUUUAAGUUUGCUAAAUAAAUAUAAGGCCUCAUCCUCCUAAAAGUGUUAUGA